AUGGCGACGCCCUCAGCGGCGCACGCUGUUCUCUUCAACGACGACCUCUUCAACAUCAUCCUUGAGCAUACCCAUCGCCGCGACAUUCCGAUCUCGCGCAAGCGUCACCUCAGACGGUACAAAUUCGUGGCUGGUCAUGAGGCCUUCAGUAGAGGAGUGCGAGAGCUCGUCUGGGAGGCUCACGCCUACGGCAAUGGUGAUAUCUACGAAAAGAAAUACCUCGAAAUGGCACCAGCGGCCCGGGCAAUCUCGACGGGCAAGGACGAGGAUACCUUGUUGGAGCACCGAGCCAACAUCGUCCUCUUGAUUGAUGAGUUGGGACUCGCUUUAGCAAGGCUCAAAGGACUGAAUCAUAUUACCAUCACUUUCUGGCAUGGUGGCGAGCACGGCCAGAGGGCCUUCUUUAACAAGGUUCCGCUUGUGAAAAUAUCGCCCAAAAUGCCACCGCCUGUGGCUUCUCUCUUCAAAAAGGGUGUCUUAUUCAAACGGCAGAACCAGGCCUUCGAUGCUCUCAUGCAGGCUCUGCGCAACACCGAUCUCAAGAUCAAAGCCUUCACGAUCGCGCCUGGAGGCGACGUGUCGCUGCCUUCCGCCCUCACUAUAUGUGGUCCGGUGGAGUUUCCACGAAUGCUGAUCGACUUCUCCACGAUGGAUCAUACCGGUAUUGAUCUUCUUGCAGGCCCGUUGGAACAUCUCACGAGCUUACGGCUCGACCUCAGCGAGAAAGGAGUCGCCACUUCUAGCCGGAUGGCGCUACAUAGGCGCCUUGGGAUUGGGAACAACAAUGGUCCAGGAUUGCCGGGGCUCCUCCAGCGACUUUCGGCACUCAAGUCCAUCGACAUCCGUAUAGCUCCAAGUGUGUCGGAAAACGACGACCGAUGGGAAUGUAUCUUCCCUCAUCGCCUAACGCGACGUCUUUGGGACCACCACAUUCUCGCAGCUGCCCCCUCUCAGCCUGCGAUCAUUUUGGCUGCAGCCAGAAGAGCUUUGUGA
Messenger RNA from Saxophila tyrrhenica, 993 nucleotides. RefSeq lists its product as uncharacterized. The coding region runs from base 1 to 993 and encodes 330 amino acids. Lineage: Eukaryota; Fungi; Ascomycota; Dothideomycetes; Mycosphaerellales; Extremaceae. The transcript is spliced from 4 exons. The record is from RefSeq and is a predicted model, not a curated record.